GACACAGCCGCGUGUUGCCGGUCGGCGUGCGGGAGAGCACGGCGCCAUCCUCUUCCCCUCACUCUCGCCGCCGCGGAGUGGAGCCGAGGCGAGCAGAUCGCGGAGCGCGGUGACCGGGCGGACUGGGUCUAUGGUCGCUCCGCGGGCCGUUCCACCGGCUGGUGCUUUUCUAUCAGGGCAAGCUGUGUUCCAUGGCAGGAAACUUCUGGCAGAGCUCCCACUAUUUACAAUGGAUUUUGGAUAAACAAGAUCUGUUGAAGGAACGCCAAAAGGACUUAAAAUUUCUCUCAGAAGAAGAAUAUUGGAAAUUACAAAUAUUUUUUACAAAUGUUAUCCAGGCAUUAGGUGAACAUCUUAAAUUAAGACAACAAGUUAUUGCCACUGCUACAGUCUAUUUCAAGAGAUUCUAUGCCAGGUAUUCUCUGAAAAGUAUAGAUCCUGUAUUAAUGGCUCCUACUUGUGUGUUUUUAGCAUCCAAAGUUGAGGAAUUUGGAGUAGUCUCAAAUACAAGAUUGACUGCUGCUGCUACUUCUGUAUUAAAGACUAGAUUUUCGUACGCCUUUCCAAAGGAAUUUCCUUAUAGAAUGAACCAUAUACUAGAAUGUGAAUUCUAUCUUUUAGAACUAAUGGAUUGUUGCUUGAUAGUGUAUCAUCCUUAUAGACCUUUGCUCCAGUAUGUGCAGGACAUGGGCCAAGAGGACAUGUUGCUUCCCCUUGCAUGGAGGAUAGUGAAUGAUACCUACAGGACGGAUCUUUGCCUACUGUAUCCUCCUUUCAUGAUAGCUUUAGCUUGCCUACAUGUGGCCUGUGUUGUACAGCAGAAAGAUGCCAGGCAGUGGUUUGCUGAGCUUUCUGUGGAUAUGGAGAAGAUUUUGGAAAUAAUCAGGGUUAUUUUAAAACUGUAUGAACAGUGGAAGAAUUUUGAUGAGAGAAAAGAGAUGGCAACUAUUCUUAGUAAGAUGCCAAAACCAAAACCUCCUCCAAACAGAAAUUCCCUGAGUGAUUCUCCACUAGUGGCAGGGCCUGAAGCUGCAAGAUGAUGAUGGACAAGAUAAGGCAAUAAUCCUAUUGCCACAGUUACUGUGAAGGAGAGCAGGGUCCAAAUGGAAGUCAGAACUCUAGCUACAGCCAAUCUUAAAACAUUCCGAAGAAUUUCAUAGUGGACCAGUUGGAAAUAAACCCAUUGGACAGAUUUCAGUAAUGUCUUCAAUGGAACACAAACGAAAAUGAAUAGCUUGUUUCUGUCAAGCAUAUUGGGAAGUGAUCUUAUUUUUGCAAAAUAAGUUUUUCCUUAUCUAAUUUGAUUCUAGUACAUAAUUGAUUAAAAUCUCUUGAUUAUAAAAGCUUGGAAAGGUUCUAAGAGGACCUAUAGAUAGAAAGGCAUAGACAGGUUGUGAUUAGUAUAAUUAUUUUAGUUUGGAUAAUAAAAAAUUUAGCUUUUUAUUAAGCCAGAAAUAAUUUGUUGAAAAUUCUCUUUGGUCAUUGAAGGGACCAGAAAAGGACAUUAAGAAAUCAAGCAUAUGAGCAGGUUUUUUUUUUUUCCCCCUCCCCUUUAAGUUUGGAAUUAUAUUUAAGGGAUCAGAUCUUAACAAAAUCAUAGUAGAUUUGGGUAAUGGCAUUCAUAAUUUCAGGGAAAUUAAUCAAAUAUCUAUUGAUUUUAAAGUGUAUUUUAUUCAUUUCUUUUGGUAUCUUGCCAUGGAAAAUAUUAGCCCAGCCUAGCAGAAAAUUAUAAUAUGUAUAGCAUACUCUGACAUUUAAAUUCCAUAACCUUUUUUUUUUUUUUUUUUUGGCUUUCUGGGUCACACCUGGCAAUGCUCAGGGCUGACUCCUGGCUCUGCACUCAGGAAUCACUCCUGGCGGUGCUCGGGGGACCAUAUGGGAUUCUGGAAAUUGAACCCGGGUCGGCUGCGUGCAAGGCAAACGCCCUACCCGCUGUGCUAUCGCUCCAGCCCCAUAAAUUCCAUAACCAUUUUUGAUAUGCUGGGCAAAAAUUGUUUCAAUUCUCUAUAAAGUUAUUUGCAAUUAAUUCAUAGUUAAUCAGGCAUUUUGAAACCUAAUUGGAUAAAACACCAUAAUAUGGUUGAAAUUUGGUAACAUUUUAAUGUUACUUCUUAUUCUACUGUGAAAAGUUUAUAUGACAUAACGCACCCUAUAUUAUUUUUUGUCUUACUAUGGAUUUACAAAUUACUCUAGAUAUCCUGAGCCAGGAACACAAUCAGGUUUCAGGUCAGUUUGAUACUGACUAUUCUUAAUUCUCAUUUAUGAGUGUAGGAUUUAAGACAAUGUUAUGUUGAUGGGACUGCUAUCUGUGGAACUUAAUAAAAUUAAUCAUUCUCUUCAGACUUGAAGGAGAAUGAUAGCUAAAAUUUGGAGUCAUUGGAUAUUGCUGUACACCUUAAGGGUUAUAGUUUUUUAAUAAAUCAUUUGUGAACACUGAAUUAUUAAAUGUUGACUUCCUAGUAUAAAACUUAAUAAUAAAAGUAAAUUCUCCAGCUGUA
This is a messenger RNA of Sorex araneus (European shrew), 2498 nucleotides long. RefSeq names its product cyclin C (gene CCNC). Bases 192 to 1040 code for a protein of 282 amino acids. Gene Ontology annotation, molecular function: cyclin-dependent protein serine/threonine kinase regulator activity. NCBI's taxonomy places the organism in Eukaryota, Metazoa, Chordata, Mammalia, Eulipotyphla, Soricidae. The transcript has 13 exons. The record is from RefSeq and is a predicted model, not a curated record. Gene Ontology annotation, biological process: positive regulation of transcription by RNA polymerase II. Gene Ontology annotation, cellular component: nucleus; mediator complex.